GAGGCGGAAGCGCUGAACACGGCUGCGGCUGUACCGAGUGGAUCUGAGUCUGAUCUACACCGAUCUGAUCUAAAUCUGAUUAUAAACAUUUAAAUCGAACAACGCCGCUGUUCUACUAAUGAUCAGGAUGUAGGAUCGUUCACAGACUACAAAUCAGAUCUUUAAACAUAGACUUUGAACCGGGCGUGUCCGAGAGAGAGGGUUUCCAUUCCGGCUGCAUGACGACGGUGCGAGUGCCAGUGACGUACAGGCGGAGACGUUGUUCAUCUGGGAGUCAUUCAGUCGAGAUGUUUGAUGAUUGUAUUCCAGUCCUCCUUCACUCUGUUCCAGCCCUGCCCGGAUUGGCCAUGUGUUAUUAUUUAAACUACUAGAAGUGGUGGACAAAAUAACAGAAACAUGCAAGAACACGUUCAGAUCCAACCAUCCGUCCAUCUAAUGCUCCAUCCAACCAUCCGUCCAUCUAAUGCUCCAUCCAACCAUCAAUCCAUCCAUCGAUCUAUUUAUCCAUCCAACCAUCUAAUGCUCCAUCCAUCCGUCCAGCUAAUGUUCCAUCCAUCCAACCAUCCAUCCAUCCAUCCAUCCAACCAUCCAUCCAUCUAUUUAUCCAUCCAUCCAUCCAACCAUCCAUCCAUCUAUUUAUCCAUCCAUCCAUCUAAUGCUCCAUCCAUCAAUCCAUCCAUCCUUCCAUCCAUCCAUCCUUCCAACCAUCCAUCCAUCCAUCCGUCCAGCUAAUGUUCCAUCCAUCCAUCUAUUUAUCCAUCCAUCCAUCCAUCCGUCCAGCUUAUGUCCCAUCCAUCCAUCCAACCAUCCAUCUAUUUAUCCAGGUACUUUAGUUUCCUUACACCUAACAAAACAUGCAGAAGGUGAAUUGGCAGCACUAAUCCAACCGCCCCCAUCGUGUGUGUGACACUCAUGAUCAUUUACACCAGCUCUUAUGUUCCCUCAGAGCCUCUGAGAUGUUGCUGGACGAGACGCCGCUCUUUGACCCCGGUCUGCUGCAGGAACUGGACUGGAGCAGCAGCUCGGUCACCUUCAGUCCCCCCAUCUCGCCCCUGCAGCCCGGGGACGGGCUCGUCCUGCGCCCCCUCCGGCCCGCCGACCUGGACAGAGGGCUGUAUAAGGUGCUGUCUCAGCUCACGGUGGCCGGAGACGUCACCAAGGAACAGUUCAGAGAAAACUUCGAGCACAUGAAGAGGACGGGCGAUUACUACGUCAUCGUGGUGGAGGACACCAACCUGGGGCAGAUCGUUGCCACGGCGACGCUCAUCGUCGAGCACAAGUUCAUUCGCGCCUGCGCCAAGAGAGGUCGUGUCGAGGAGGUCGUGGUCAGCGACGUCUGCCGGGGGAAGCAGCUCGGAAAACUGUUGGUGGCGGCUCUGACGCUGCUCAGUAAAAAGCUGCAGUGCUACAAGAUCACGCUGGAGUGCGCGCAGAGGAACGUGGACUUCUACAGGAAGCUGGGCUACACGCCGUCGGACGAGACCUACAUGCAGUGCCGCUUCUUGGACUGAGAGCUCCAGGGACGCCCGGAGAACGUCCGGCUCCUCGUACGACCCCGAGCGCGCCUCGUUUACUAUAAGCGGCGGUAGAUGGAAAAAUAUGACGUGAUGAAGGACGGUGAAGAAAGUCUGUACGGAUGUGAAUGUUCGAACCCUCAGCCAUAAUAAGAAUAAUAAACUGGUAGAUUAUAUAUAAGAAGCGUUUCUGUGCAGGGAGAAGGAACUGGAAUCUUUUGUUUAGUUUUUUUAUUACAGAAAUAUUCUUUUCUAUUCUAUACUCUAAUUUAUAUUGUAUGAACGAUGAACUACCUAUAAACGAUUGUGCUGGAUUAUCGUA
This is a messenger RNA of Trichomycterus rosablanca, 1836 nucleotides long. RefSeq names its product glucosamine-phosphate N-acetyltransferase 1 (gene gnpnat1). The transcript is spliced from 6 exons. Gene Ontology annotation, biological process: UDP-N-acetylglucosamine biosynthetic process. Gene Ontology annotation, cellular component: endoplasmic reticulum-Golgi intermediate compartment; Golgi apparatus; endoplasmic reticulum. Gene Ontology annotation, molecular function: monosaccharide binding; glucosamine 6-phosphate N-acetyltransferase activity. NCBI's taxonomy places the organism in Eukaryota, Metazoa, Chordata, Actinopteri, Siluriformes, Trichomycteridae. Bases 957 to 1511 code for a protein of 184 amino acids. The record is from RefSeq and is a predicted model, not a curated record.